UUUCCUACCCACCAACUAACCCAAUUGCUCCAAAUAAAUAAAUAAAAUUGCCUCCAUUUUUUACUGGAGUUGCCAAUUUCCCAUCACCUUCCUCUCCCCCAACAAAUUUAAACCAUUCAAAUUUCAACACCACGUUGGUGUUGGCCCUUUCUCCUCUACUUUCCUUUAUUGUCAAACUUACAAAUACAAAUAUUACUCAAAAAUCCAAACACUAUACAACCAUCAUACAAAUAACGAGAGAAACAGUGAAGCAAAUUGCUCAUGCCAAAACCAUGAUGCUAGAGCUCCCUUUCAAUGAGAACGAUUCCCAAGACAUGGUCAUAUAUCAAGUCCUAAACGAGGCGUCCAUGUCCCUCAGCACGACGUCGGUUAUGCCCAGAAGGCACCCUACUACAGCAACAGCUACUCCAUCGACAACGCCGACCGGCGCUGGGGGCGGAAAUGGCAACCAUCACUCCCUACCUGUCCGAAACAUAACCAUGAAGAAGCACUACAGAGGAGUCCGGCGCCGCCCAUGGGGCAAAUACGCAGCCGAAAUUCGCGACUCUACGCGCCAAGGCGCACGGGUAUGGCUUGGCACCUUCAAGACGGCUGAAGAGGCUGCUAUGGCUUAUGACAGAGCUGCCUUCAGUAUGCGUGGCGCCAAGGCCCUCCUUAACUUCCCAGCCGAAGUUGUGGCCGCCGCCGCUGCUGCAGUUCAGAGAGUUGAGAAAAUUGGGUCGGGUAAUAGCAGUUCGGAUAAUUCGAUGGUCACAUCAAGAUCCGAAUCGGAGGGCAGUACGAUUACGAGCGGGGAAAGGUCAAGAGCAGGCCCAAUAAUACAAGAGUUUAAGAUCCAAGUCCAACAAUAGGUACAAAAAACUCUUCUCUCUUCACCCACAGAAUGGUUCGGCCCAAGAAGAAGUGAGACAAAAACUCACACAAUGAACCAACAAUGGUUCGGCCCAAAUAGAAGAGAUCAACCCAAUAAAGAAAUGAAACCCUAGUUUGAAUCCCUAAUAUAAUAGGGAAGCU
Messenger RNA from Cannabis sativa, 1014 nucleotides. RefSeq names its product pathogenesis-related genes transcriptional activator PTI5. Bases 273 to 851 code for a protein of 192 amino acids. Gene Ontology annotation, molecular function: DNA-binding transcription factor activity; DNA binding. The record is from RefSeq and is a predicted model, not a curated record. The transcript has 2 exons. NCBI's taxonomy places the organism in Eukaryota, Viridiplantae, Streptophyta, Magnoliopsida, Rosales, Cannabaceae. Gene Ontology annotation, biological process: ethylene-activated signaling pathway; regulation of DNA-templated transcription.